GGCAAACCCCUCUCCUCGCAUGGGUUAUGUUUAUUGUGUUCAUUUGCCGCCGGUUUUGUUAUUUGAGCAUGCAGAUUCUGUGACAGCUACACAAAGAAAGCACCUUUAUUCGCACUAAAAUGUCCUCCGACACAGCCGGUAGUGUUGGAGGAAUUCAAGGCUACCUGAUAAAACUCCAUAGUUAUCUCACUGAUCCUGAUACAAGGAUUGCAGCUCUAAGGUGCCAUGAUAUUAUUGGAGAUUUAGGGCAAGAAUGCAUGGUUACAAAGAGUGAGAGUGAAUUAGUUUUGCAGACGUCCUUGCUAUUUGCAAAAGAAGGAGGUUUGCUCAGUUUUCUCAGAAAAUCCUUGUCCAAUGAAGAGCUAAGAGAUGCCCGAUUGGAUAUUCUGCACCUUUUGGAAAGCUUUCUUCAAAGGCUAUCCACUGUCAAAGGAUGGGAGAAGACUUAUGCCAUUGAGCUGAAGGAUGCUUGUUUGGUUGUGUACACCAAAGACAAAGCGGCCAAAUGCCGUGCCCCUGCCUUGGAGCUACUGAUCAAGCUCUUGUAUCUGACAAAGGAUUCCAGUGUUGGCCAAAACUUGCAAGUGAGGGAUAUGUUCAACAAGUUUUAUGGCGAACUCUGUCAGAAGAACAAGAUACCUGAUACAGUGCUUGGUAACAUCUAUGAGCUCUUGGGUGUAUUGGGUGAAGUCCAUCCCAGCGAGAUGGUAGCAAACUCAGACAAACUCUACAGAGCAUACCUUGGAGAGCUGAAAGGCCAGAUGACCUCCGCUACGAGGGAGCCAAAAUUGCCAGUGGUGGCUGGGUGCCUGAGAGGGAUCACAGCGCUCAUGGUGAACUUCACCAAGUCAAUGGAGGAGGAUCCCACAACUUCAAAAGAAAUCUUUGAUUAUGCACUGAAAGCCAUUAGUCCUCAGAGUGAGAUGAAACGAUAUGCCGUCACCUUUGCUGGACUCAGGCUGUUUGCUAAGCAUGCCGUCCAGUUCAGCAGCUGUCUGAUGGAUCACUACAGGACAGUGUUUGAGGUCAUGUCCAAACUGUGUGGCCACAUCAAUAUGGAAAUGAAGAAGACCAGUUAUUAUGCCCUGGAAUCAUUUCUUAAACAAGUAGCAGUUCUGGUGGCAGAAAACAUUGAAGAGCACAAAAGCAAGCUGAAGUUCUUUAUGCAGAAAUUCUGUGCCAUCAUUAAGACCUUGGACUCUUCCAACAAGGAGCUCUCCAUUGCCAUACGAGGAUAUGGGCUAUUUGCAGCUCCGUGUAAGGUGGUCUGCCCGCAGGACGUGGACUUAAUGUACACCGAGCUGAUUCAGCGCUGCAAGCAGAUGUACCUCACUGAGUCAGACCGGGAUGAUGACAACAUCUACCAGCUGCCCAGCUUCCUGGACUCCAUCGCCAGUGUCCUCGUACACCUGGACAAGAUCCCUGAGGUCUACACACCAGUUCUGGAGCGGCUUCUGGUGGUCCAGAUGGACAGCUUCCCCCAGUACAGCCAGCGGAUGCAGCACACCACCUGCCGAGCCAUCAUCAAGGUGCUCGUUGCCAUGGCAGCCAAGGGUCCAGUGCUGUGGAGCUUCAUCAGUUCUGUUGUGCACCAGGGAUUAAUCCGUGUUUGUUCAAAGCCAAUACCUCAACUAGAGGAUGGUGGCCCUUCUCAGGGUGGUCCCUCACAGGGAGAAGGUGGGGAGUCCUCCCAGAUGCGCACAGGGAAAUGGAAAGUUCCAUCCUGCCGGGACUAUCUUGAUCUUUUCAGGGGAAUUCUAGAUUGUGAAAAUCUCACUCACACUGGGUUUUUGGAUGGAACCCUGGAGUCCCAAAACUCCAACCUGUCCUCCUUGAAUCGACUUUUGUACGAUGAGGUGGUGAAGUCCGUCAUAAAAGUCAUCGAGAAGCUGGAUCUCUCAGUGCAAAAACUCAACACGGAGGAGGCAGAGCAGGGUCAGACUGAUGGAGGCAGCGCCCUUGUGCCAUCAUCAGACCCUGCCGCCCAUCUCAUCCCCAACAGACCCAAAGACUUCACUGCCUUUAUCAACCUGGUGGACUUCAGCAGUGAGCUGCUGUCCCAGAAGAGGCUGGAGUAUUUCGAGCAGUGGGUGUACCCUCUGAGCCACGAGCUCAUCCUCCAGUCCAUCCGCUUCCCACUGGUCAGCGGUUUCUACCGCCUGCUCUCCCUCACCAUGACCAUCGCCAAGAAGAUCAAAUACUUCCAGGGUAUUAGCCCCAAGAGCUACAAAGCUAAAGAGGACAAGGACCCAGUUAAAUGUGCCUGCUUUGCUCUCGUGUCCAAGUUUGGAAAAGAGGUGUCAGUGCGUAUUAAGCAGUAUAAGGACGAGCUGCUAGCUGCCUGCCUGACAUUUGUCUUGUCGCUGCAUCAUGAAGUUGUGGCUCUGGACAUCAAGGCCUACAUCCCUGCCCUUCAGGCUGCCCUGCGUUUGGGUCUGAGCCACGCGCCCCUGGCCACGGCUGCGCUGGACGCGCUGGAGCUGUGGUCGUCGCACAUCCCGCGCGAGGCCAUGCAGCCGCACUACGGCGACAUCCUGCCACACCUGGACGGCUACUUGAAAACCGCCGCUGGGGACAAAGAGGACAGUGGUAUGGAGGUGAUGUGUCUGUCCUCUGGCACUGAGAAGGGUUAUGGGAGAGUGAUGAUGAGACUGCUGAAGAAGGCAAAGCACCUGCCUAUGGGAGAUGAGUCGCCCAUCGCGGUGGUCAGGAGGAGGGUCGUGCGACUCCUGGGCCACCUGGGAGGGCAGCUGAACCGCAGUCUGGUGACUGCCAUCUCUGCAGAGGACAUGAUGAAGAGGUUUGUUGCGUGGGACAGUGAGAGGAGGCUGAACUUCGCCGUGCCCUUCUCGGACAUGAAGCCCGUCAUUUACCUGGACUGUUUCCUGCCUCGCAUCACAGAGCUGGCACUGACCUCCAGCGACAGACAGACCAAGGUGGCCGCUUGUGAGCUUCUCCACAGUCUGGUGGUGUAUAUGGUGGGUAAGGGGGCUCAGAUGGCCGAGGGGGACAAGUCCAAUCCUCCCAUGUACAACCUCCACAAGCGCGUCUUCCCCGUGCUGCUGCGGCUGGCCUGUGAUGUGGACCAGGUGACGAGGCAGCUCUUUGAGCCUCUGGUUAUGCAGCUUAUCCACUGGUUCACCAACAACAAGAAGUUUGAGAGUCAGGACACCGUUGCUGUGUUGGAGGCCAUCCUGGACGGCGUGAUCGACCCGCUGGACAGCACCCUGCGGGACUUCAGCGGCCGCUGCAUCCAGGAGUUUGUGAGGUGGUCCAUCAAGCAGACCACGCCCAAGCAGCAGGAGAAGAGCCCGGCCAACAUCAAGUCCCUCUUCAAGCGCAUCUACAGCCUGGCGCUGCACCCCAACGUCUUCAAGAGGCUGGGCGCCGCGCUGGCCUUCAACAGCAUCUACAGGCAGUUCAGGGAGGAGAAUUCCCUGGUGGAGCAGUUUGUCUUUGAAGUUCUUGUUGUGUUUGUGGAGAGCUUGGCGCUGGCCCACGCAGAUGAGAAGUCCAUGGGAACGGUGCAGCAGUGUAGCAGCGCCCUGGAGCACCUGAAGAGGAUCAUCAAGCACAAGGCUGCCUCCCUCAGCCAGAGCUCCAAGCGACGCGUGCCCAGAGGGUUUCCCCCAGACAAAGCCCUCUCCCUGUUGGAGGUGGUGUUGUGGUUGCUGGAGCAGUGUGGCCGACCACAGAGCGAAUGUAGACACAAAUGCAUGGAGCUCUUCUUCGAGUUUGUGCCUUUACUGCCAGGGAAGAGCUCCCCUGCCCAGUGGCUGGAGGAGCAGGUGAAGAAGCAGGGCAAGGGCUUCCUGGUGUCCAGGCUGGAGGGGGGAGGCCUGCUGAGCCAGCCCACUCUCAGGGCCCUGCAGGCCCCCUUCAGCGUCAGGGUCACCCUGCAGUGGAUGGACGUGCUCCUGGCCGCCCUGGACUGCUACAACACCUUCACAGGCCUGCGCCUCAUUCAGCCGCAGCAGAUACUGGGGUCAGAGGAGAAGUCAAGCUUCCUGCCGGCACUGCAGUUCUUCCUCACAGAGCUUGCUGGACAAGACCUGGACGCAGCAGAGCGCUGUUUCCACACGGGGGCGCCACCCUCCCUCUACAGCCCCCGUGAGCAAGAACUCUAUUCCUAUAGCAAGUGCACCAUCAUCGUACGGCUGCUGGAGUUCAACACUAUGGUGCUGGUCAAGUGCCAGGAAGACACCUGGAAGUUGUUAGAGGCUGACAUCUUCAACUCUGCCUUCUUUGAACUGGUUGCUAUGACCGUGUGCGAGCCGUCCUCCGUUGGGUUUGACAUGGCAGACCUGGAGGUGAUGACUCACCUGCCGCAGGUGUGCUUGCCCCUGCUCAAGGCUCUGGCCUCCUCGCCCUACAGACAUAACCUGGAGACCAGCCUCAAGAAGAGAAUCUCCACUCAAAGCGUGGAGGACCUGUGUAUAGUUGAUUUUUAUGAUCCGGACACUCGUGGUAGCCACACUAAGACCGAGAUGAUGCUCUCUGCCUGCAAGCAGCUUCACCAGGCCAACCUUCUUACCACUGUACUUCACAAUAAGGAUGCCAGCUACAGCCAGUCUCUGGGCUCCCGGCUGCUUCUGGCCAUUUAUAAAGGCAUAGCCCCGGGAGAGGACAGGAAGUCCCUCCCAUCCAUGGAUGUUGGCAGCAGGAAGUUGGCUGAGGGGCUUGUUCAGCUGUCAUUCUCACUGGGUGGACAGAGUGAGCAGGUAGUGGGCCUGUUACUGAACACCAUCUCUCUGUCGGUGCCUCUGUCUGGCAGUCUGAACCCUAAGUUCCUGAGCUUCUCGCAUGGCGAGUACUUCUACAGCCUGUUCUACUCCACCAUCAACGCUGAGCUGCUGCGCUGCCUGGAUGCCACUGUGCCUCUGCUGCUGGCUGCUGCCACCCAGAACUCAAGCAUGGUGAGCGUUCUGCUCAACGGAAUGUUGGACCACAGUUUCCGGGAGCGUGCGGUGAGGCGGAGUCAGGGCACGCUAUUGGCCGAGCAGAUUCUCCAGAGGUGGGAGUCUCUGCGGCCGUGGUGGGGGAGCCCCGCCUCUUCUCCCCAGAACAAAACGGCCACCCUCACGCUCCUCUCCAAAGUGCUGCAGAUUGACUCCUCGGUGUGUUCGAACAUCAACCACCAGGCCUUCCAGCCCGUCUUCACCACCUUCACCACUCUCAUCAUCGAUAUGAGCCUGCCUCUGGACCUCAAGAGCCAGGCUCUGAUCAUGCUGCCGUUCUUCACCGUGCUGCCGGCCGAGCCACUGGCGGAGUUGCAGAGGGCCCUGGAGGGCCUGGUGGCCUCCCACUUCCCCAUGCAGUCGGAUGAGUUCCCCCGUGGCUCUCUGCAGUGCAACAACUACAUGGACUGCGUUCGCAAGUUUUUAGAUGCCUUGGAACUGUCCCAGAGUCCAAUGCUGCUGAAGCUCAUGGCUGGAGUUCUGUGCCGUGACAGGAAGCACAUCAUGGAAGAGCUGUUCCAGACCUGCUUCCAAAAGAUUGCCAGACGUUCCAGUGUUGAGCGGCAGGUGGAGUUGCUCUCUGCCGUCCACAAGACGUUCCGUGAUGGAGACGUUCCGGUGCGUUCCAUGCUGCUGGCGGUGCUGGACCGCGUGCUUCUCCCUCUGGCUACUCACUGCAGCUCUAGGGCCCUCAGCCAGUUCUUCAUCACCAACAUCUCGGACAUCAUGGCUACCCUGCAAGCCCGCUUCACCAAGUCCAACGAGGCCACCUUUGAAACUCAGGUGAUGAUGAAGAGAGGCUUCUUCAAGCUGAUGGAGCUGCUGUACUCUCGUCUGCCGAAGGAUGAGCUCUACUCCAAAGACUCUCAGAUCAAUCAGGCCUUCUGUGGAGCAGCCAAGUCUGAGGGCAAUGAACUCUCAAAGAAUCUGCUCAAGUCAUGUUUCGAGGCCUUCACGGAGAACAUGACGGGAGAGACCCAGCUGCUGGAGCUGAGGAGGCAGCUGCACUGCGCCGCCUACAACUGCGCCAUCGCCCUCAUCUGCUGCAGCUUCAACGAGACCAAGUUCUACCAGGGCUUCCUCUUCACCGAGAAGCCAGAGAAGAAUCAGUUUAUAUUUGACAACCUCAUAGAUAUCCAGAAGAUGUACAACUUUCCCAUUGAAAUUGAUGUUCCUAUAGAGCGAAAGAAGAAGUAUGUCAUGAUCCGUAAGGAAGUGAGUGGAGAGAAUGGAGACGUGCCAGUAUACCUCUCCUCCCAGUCUUACAUGGCAGAUAGCAGUCUAAGCGAGGAAAUGAGUCAAUUCGACUUCUCCACUGGGGUGCAGAGUUUCUCCUACAAUUCCCAAAAUCCAUCAGCCCAUAGUAGGGCUAAGAAGACCCAGCAGCAAGCGGAAAUAGCCUCCCAGGAAGAGAUGGUGGAGUUGGAGAUGGAUGAGCUGAACCAGCACGAGUGUAUGGCCACUAUGACCGCUCUUCUCAACCACAUGCAGCGGAACAAUAUCACACCCAAAGUCCAGGAGGGAACGUCUGCCUCUGACCUGCCUCCCUGGAUGAAGUUCCUGCACGGGAAGCUGGGGAAUCCAUCCACGGCUCUAAAUAUCCGCCUGUUCAUCGCCAAACUCAUUAUCAACACAGAGGAGGUUUUCCGUCCCUAUGCCAAACACUGGCUGGGUCCACUACUGCAGCUGGUGGUGUCUGGGAAUAACGGUGGGGAGGGGAUCCACUUCAUGGUGGUGGACAUCGUGGUCACUGUUCUCUCCUGGACCAGCCUGUCCACUCCCAAGGGCAACACCAAAGACGAGGUCCUAGCCAACCGUCUGCUGGAGUUCCUGAUGCGGAACAGCUUCAACCAGAAGAGGCCGGUGUUCCGCCACAACCUGGAGAUCAUCCGCACGGUGGUGGAGUGCUGGAGGGACUGCCUGCAUGUGCCCUACAGUCUGAUCUACGAGCGCUUUGCUGGGACCGACCCCAACAGCAAGGACAACUCUGUCGGCCUGCAGUUGCUGGGCAUCGUGCUGGCUAACAACCUGCCUCCCUACGAUGCAGAAUGUAGUGUGGACCAGGACCGGUAUUUCCAGUCCCUUGUCAAUAAUCUGGGUUUUGUUCGGUAUAAAGAGGUCUUCUCUGCUGCUGCUGAAAUCAUUGGUCUGAUCUUAAAUUACCAGGCUGCGAAAAAUCAACAUGAGGAGUCUUUAUUCAACAUCACCGUUUCAAAGCUGAUGGACUUGAAGAAGAAAAACAUGGACGACAAAUUCAUUAUUGGACUCAGCAAAGUGUGUAAGCACUUCCCCCCUCUAGUGGACAGGUUUGUCAAUGCGGUGUUCUUCCUGCUACCAAAGCUGCACGGCAUCCUGAAGACUCACUGUCUGGAAUGUGUGGCCAGUCGGGCUGAGGUCAUUCCCGACAUCUACAUGCACCUCAAGACCAAAGACUUCACCCAGAUCAUGAGCCACAGAGAUGAGGCCAGGCAGCGUGUGUGUCUGGACAUCGUGCAUAAGCUGCUGGCCCCGCUGAAGCCAGAGGAGCUGAAGGAGCUGCUGCCGGCCGUCUGCGCGUUCUCCUCCCACCCGUCGCCCGUGUGCCGCGAGCGCAUGUACGACAUCCUCAUGUGGAUCCAGGACAACUACAGUGAUUCUGAGAGCAAGGAAGACCCCAUUUCUCUGGAGGUGCUGAAUGCGGCCAAAGACACCCUGCUUCAGGGACUCACUGACGAUAACUCUGGGCUUCAGCUGUAUGUGCGUAACUUCUGGAGUCAGGAGCAGCGGUUGCCCGGGGCAACGCUGGAGCGGAUGCUGGUGGUGCUGCGGUCGCUGUACUCGCCGCGCAUCGAGGAGCGCUUCCUCAGCCUGGCCACCGACCUGCUGCUGGAGAGGACCAGCCAGAGCCCCGACUACACCCGCAACAUGUUCGAGUACCCGCUCUCCGAGUGCAAGUUCCAGGACUACAAGGUCGAUGCCAACUGGCGCGUGCGUAGCACAGUGCUCACCCCCAUGUUCGUGGAGACCCAGGCGUCUCAGAGCCAGGGCAGCGCCAGCGGCAGUGGUAGUGCUGGCUCCCAGUCCAGCAGCGCAGUCGGGCAGGUCAGGGCCACGCAAGGCUCCCUGGAGUUCAGCCAGACGCAGGCUCCAGGCUCAGGGAGACGCACAGCGUACAACUGGCUGACGGGCAGCAGUGUGGACACGCUGGCGGAGUACUCCCUGCCUGCGUCUGAGUCCAUGUCGUCGCUGCUGGUGUUUGGGAAGAGGGAGCGGCCCCCCUCCUGGAAGAGCGUGGGGGCGGGGUUUGGCUCCAAGCGCAGCGCCGCCCCCUCAGAUGAGGCCGACAGCAGGAGUGCAGCUGAGCGGGAGCGGCGUGCGGACAUUCUGAGGCUGCGGAGGCGCUUCCUGAAGGACCAGGAGAAAGUCAGCCUGCACUUCGCCAAGAAGGAGAUCAGCUCCCAGAGACAGGAGAGGGAGAAGCGAGUGGAGCAGAAGAUCCGGCGGGAUGCCCAGGUGACGCUGUACCGCAGCUACAGGGUGGGAGAUCUGCCCGACAUCCAGAUCCAGCACAGCAGCCUCAUCGCACCACUGCAGGCCCUGGCACAGAGGGACGCCACCCUGGCCAAGCAGCUGUUCAGCGCUCUGUUCUCCGGAAUCCUCGCCGAAAUGGAACGCUCCAAGUCCUCUAGUGAGCGGAGGGGGGUUCUGGAGGACCUGCUGCAGAACAUGAACGUUUUCUUGAACAAGAGCACCGUGUACUUCCCCCCGUUUGUGGCAUGUGUGCAGGACAUGAGCUACCAGCACAGGGAGCUGUUGGGGGUGCAGCCAGGGGCAGUGAGCUCCAGCUGCCUGGCUAGUCUACAGCAGCCCAUGGGCAUCCUGCUGCUGGAGGAGAGCCUGCUGAGGGGCCCGGUCAUGCCCGACGAGCCGCCCUCCAAACGGGCACGCGGACGCAGAGAGCUGCCCCUCGACACCGAGCGCUGGAUCCACCUGGCCAAGCUGUACCGCUCUCUUGGGGACUAUGAUGUGGUGAGGGGCAUCUUUGGAGGAAAGAUCGGCACCAAGGCCAUCACCUGUUCAGCACUACAGGCCGAGGCGAAGAGUGACUAUGCUGAGGCUGUCAAGCUCUAUAACGAGGCACUGAAUAUUGAGGAGUGGAGCGACGGUGAUCCGCUGGACACGGAGAAGGACUUCUGGGAGAUAGCGGCCCUGGACUCCUACAGUCACCUGACCGAGUGGAAGUCCCUGCAGUACUGCGCCACGGUCAACAUUGACGACAGCGCGCCGGUGAACCUGGAGAAGAUAUGGAGCGAGCCCUUCUACCAGGAGAACUACCUGCCCUACAUGAUGCGUAGCAUGCUGAAGCAGCUGCAGCUGGGCGAGCGCGACCAAUCGCUGCUGAGCUUCGUGGACGGCGCCAUGAAGGUGGAGGAGCGCAAGGUGGUGAUGGAGACGCACUACAGCCAGGAGCUCAGCCUGCUCUACGUGCUGCAGGAGGACUACGACCGCGCCAAGUACUACGCCAACAACUGCAUGCAGGUCUUCAUGCAGAACUACUCCAGCAUCGACCCGCUGCUGAACCAGAGCCGGCUGACGGUGCUGCAGUCUGUGCAGGCGCUCACUGAGAUCCAGGACUUCCUGCACUUCAUCACAGGAGACGUAUCUGUGACGUCAUUGAAAAACCUCAUCAGGCUCUGGAGCGCACGUUACCCUGACGCCAAAAUGGACCCCAUGAAUGUGUGGGAUGACAUCAUCACCUCUCGCUGCUUCUUCCUGGACAAGAUCCUGGAGAAGCUGAGAGCGUCGGCGUCGCCCGACGACAGCAUGGAGGUGGACGGAGACGGGGCGGAGGCCGAGCGGCCCGAGGACAUGGAGGCGCUCGUCAAGGACUGCAAGUUCAACAUGAAGCUCCGCAUGGCAGACAGUGCAUGGAAACAGAAUUGCUUCCCGGUGUCCACCAAGCUUCUGAAGGAGCUGCACCGCGAGGCCAAGACGCAGGACGGCUGGCUGCUGCGCUGGGUGCACACCUUCAGCCUCUUCACCCACAAGCGCAGCGCCAGCCUGGGGCCCAGCGAGCACAUCGGCAGCCUGCUCAAGACUCUGCCUCUGCUGGAGGACACUGAGCGGCAGAGUGAGCGCUCAGGUCAGGGCCGUGUGUACCGCAGCCAGCGGAUCCUCAUGGGCACGUCCUUCCACCUGCUGGCCUCGGCCCUCCAGCACAACCCCUCUGCUCUGGAGACCAUCGGCCAAGACAAGGCCAGCAGGCUGCUGCAGUAUGCUGAGGCCUCCUCAACCAGCACACAGGAGGCAGUUGUGGAGAAACUGCAGUUGCGUGCCUUAGAGUUGCUUAGAAGCGCCACCCGCAGGGCAGAAGAGGAAGUGCAGUCUUUCUCCCAGCAGCACUGGGACACAGCUGGCAUCGUUGAGGCCCACAUGACCCUCGCCAACUUCUGUGACAAGAUACUCCGGGAGGAUGAGCAGAGAGGAGGAACAGUAAGCAAAGUUGUGGAGCAGCAGGCCCUGCCUGUGUGUGUGGUGGAGUCCAUGCUGAAAGCCCUGAGACUCAACUCGGAGGAGGCUCGACUCCAGUUCCCGCGCCUGCUGCAGCUGGUGGAGCUCUACCCUGCAGAGACCCUGCACAUCAUGGCCAAAGAGGUUGUCGCAGUGCCCUGCUGGCAGCUGAUUGGCUGGAUCAGUCAGAUGAUGGCCCUGCUGGACAAGCCUGAGGCGGUGGCGGUGCAGCAGGUGAUCUUGGAGAUCGCCGAGUCCUACCCGCAGGCGCUGGUCUACCCCUACAUGAUCAGCAGCGAGAACUACUCGUUUGAGGAGACGGCGGAGGGACACAAGAACAAAGAGUUUGUGGAGAGGUUAAAACCCCUGCUUGAUAAGGGAGGAGUCAUCCAAGAUUUUGUCAAUGCCUUGCAGCAGCUGACAAACCCUGAAAUGCUCUUUAAGGACUGGUGGGACGAGGUGAAGAAUCAGCUGGACAAACCCAAUCUGGACAAGAAGAAGAUGAAGGCUCUGUAUGAUGAGAUGCACUCCUCUCUGGGGGACUCCAGAGCUAUGGGCUUCGGCUCCUUCCGCAAGAAGUUCAUACAGAAAUUCAAUAAAGAGGUGGAGAAGGUGUUGGGUUCGGGCGGCUCCAAGCUGUUUGAGAAGCGUAAGGAGAAGACUUACCUGAGGCAGGUAGAUGAGCUGGCGGCCAACAUGCGGGGUUUCCAGAAGGAGCCGGGCAACCUGAAGGAGUAUUCGCCCUGGCUCAGCAACUUCAAGGCCGAAACCCUCAGGGACGAACUGGAGAUCCCAGGACAGUAUGAUGGCAGGUCUAAGCCCUUGCCUGAAUAUCAUGCAAAGAUUACAGGAUUCGACGAGCGGGUCAAGGUCAUGACCUCCAUCAGGCGUCCCAAGCGGCUGGUGAUCCGUGGCGAUGAUGAGAAGGAUUAUCCGUUCCUGGUGAAGGGGGGUGAGGACCUGCGUCAGGACCAGCGCAUCGAGCAGCUGUUCGGCGUCAUGAACAUCCUCCUGCACCGCGACACCGCCUGCUCCCAGAGGAACAUGCAGCUCCGCACCUACCAGGUGGUGCCCAUCACCAGCAGGAUUGGUCUGAUUGAGUGGAUGGAGAACACUUGCACCCUGAAAGACUUCCUGGCCAGUAGACGAACGGAGGAAGAGCAAAAGACUAUUGCGGCACCAAAUGAAUCAUAUGACAGAUGGCUCCAAAAAUAUGGAAAGGACAUAAGACGGUAUGCAGAGUCAUACAGGAAAGCCAGUCGCACAGAAACCGUUAACAACUUCAGGAAGCUUGAACAGAUGGUCCCAGAAGAUCUACUGAGGCGAGCGUUUGUUCGGAUGAGCACGACCCCGGAGGCGUUCCUGUCCCUGCGCUCCCACUUCACCAGCUCCCACGCCCUGCUCUGCGUCAGCCAGUGGCUCCUGGGCAUCGGCGACCGCCACCUCUCCAACUUCAUGAUCAACACCGAGACGGGCGGCAUGAUCGGCAUCGACUUCGGACACGCCUUCGGCUCCGCCACACAGUUCCUCCCGGUGCCCGAGCUGAUGCCGUUCCGGCUGACGCGGCAGUUUCUGAACCUGAUGCGGCCACUGCAGGAGUCCGGUCUGAUCCGCAGCAUCAUGGCGCACUCGCUGCGAGCCUUCCGCGAGCAGCCGGACCUGCUGCUCAACACCAUGGACGUCUUCGUCAAAGAGCCCUCGCUCGACUGGAAGAACUUUGAGAUGAAGCAGCUGAAGAAAGGUGGCAAGUGGAUGGAGAGUGUGGACACUAAGGAGAUUAAAUGGUACCCACUGCAGAAGGUCAGCUUCGCACGGAGGAAGCUGGAGGGAGCCAAUCCUGCCACUAUCACCAGCGAGGAGCUCAUGCUGGGCUUUGAGAAAGACCCCACGGUGAAGGGAAUGCUGGCUGUGGCGCAGGGAACCCCAGAGCACAACGUCCGCGCCCAGAAAGGGGAGAAGGACCUCAGUGUGGAGGAGCAGGUGGACUGUUUGCUGGACCAGGCCACUGACCCCAAUCUGCUGGGCAGGGUCUGGGUAGGCUGGGAGCCCUGGAUCUGAGCUCUCUCUCUCUCUCUCUCUCACUGUCAGGGUACUUAGAUACAACUACUUCAAUGUGAAACUCAUGAUCAUAUGAAUAUCAUGUCCCUUGGAUGUUUUAAGGAUGAAACGCUUGCCAACAGUAAAGCACUGUGCAAUAGAAAGGAAGGAUGGGUCAUGACCACUCAGGCUCACAGUUAAGGACCAAGACCUGCCUCCCAAAUGAUUUACCCUUAGGA
Messenger RNA from Sardina pilchardus (European sardine), 12724 nucleotides. RefSeq names its product protein kinase, DNA-activated, catalytic subunit (gene prkdc). Gene Ontology annotation, molecular function: protein binding; DNA-dependent protein kinase activity. The coding region runs from base 120 to 12506 and encodes 4128 amino acids. Gene Ontology annotation, biological process: double-strand break repair via nonhomologous end joining; immunoglobulin V(D)J recombination; intrinsic apoptotic signaling pathway in response to DNA damage. The record is from RefSeq and is a predicted model, not a curated record. The transcript has 86 exons. Gene Ontology annotation, cellular component: nucleus. NCBI's taxonomy places the organism in Eukaryota, Metazoa, Chordata, Actinopteri, Clupeiformes, Clupeidae.